AUGGCGUCUGGGGUCCCUCGUUUACAUAUGGAGGUCCGACCACAUCAUGAGCAGAGGAGAAUCUGUGCCUCGAGGGCCAAGUACCGGGAAGGGCGGAGACCGAGAGCAGUCCGAGUCUACACCAUCAACCUUGAGUCUCGGUACCUGCUGGUGCAGGGUGUUCCUGCGAUUGGGGUUAUGAAGGAGCUGGUGGAGCAGUUUGCCCUGUAUGGUGCCAUAGAAGAAUACAAUGUUCUAGAUGAAUACCCUACAGAGGAGUUCACAGAGGUGUAUCUUAUUAAAUUCCAGAGGACACAGAGCGCAAGAGUUGCCAAGCGGAAACAAGAUGAACGCAGUUUUUUUGGUGGUCUCCUUCAUGUCUGCUAUGCGCCAGAGUUUGAGAGCGUUCAGGAGACCCGAGAAAAGUUGCAGGAGAGGAGGCGGUAUGUGGCGCGCGCCACGUCUGGACAAAGAACAUGGGGUUGCAAAGAAGAGACAGGAAGUACCUGAAAGUUCCACUUUAGUUCCUGUACACUCUGCUGUGAACUGUGCGCAUACCUCCUCCUAUCACACACCUGUACAGUCUGGUGACCCCUCUACUCCCUUCUCUGCUCCUCCACCCUCAGUGACACCAGACUACAGACACGAGUACUGCCCUCCACCUUCACAGACCCCAGACUCCAGAUAUGAAUACUACCCUCCACCCUCAGUGACCCCAGACUGCAGAUAUGAAUACUACCCUCCACCCUCAGUGACCCCAGACUACAAACAUGAAUAUCACCCUCCAUCACAUUCCAUAGCCUGGGAUUCCAGAAAUGAAUCCAAAGACAAUGCUCAUCAAACAGAAAGGCCAGUUGGUCCGCCACAAGGACCACCCAACAUUAUGAGUUCUACCAGGUUCAUGCCAAGGACAACACAGCUUCAGGAGAGACAGAGGAAACGGGAGGAGAGGACAAGGCUGGAUCUAUUACUUCCGGAAUCUCAGGAGAUUGUCAUCGGACCAAAACUACCAGAAAUUCCAAAAUUAGACAUGACUGAUGAUUCCCUCAACAUCUCUGCUGACUUAAUUAGAGCGAAACUGAAAGAGGGUUCUGCAUCCUGCACCCUGACCAGAACAGAGCCCCCCACCGAAGAUCCACCAGCUGCUCCGCUCGCCAAACAGAGAAGAAGAAUCUAA
Molecule: messenger RNA, 1156 nt
Organism: Staurois parvus
Lineage: Eukaryota; Metazoa; Chordata; Amphibia; Anura; Ranidae
Source: the annotation of a GenBank genome assembly